Messenger RNA from Salvelinus namaycush (lake trout), 282 nucleotides. RefSeq lists its product as uncharacterized. Gene Ontology annotation, cellular component: synaptonemal complex. Bases 1 to 282 code for a protein of 93 amino acids. NCBI's taxonomy places the organism in Eukaryota, Metazoa, Chordata, Actinopteri, Salmoniformes, Salmonidae. The record is from RefSeq and is a predicted model, not a curated record. Gene Ontology annotation, biological process: synaptonemal complex assembly. The transcript has 4 exons.
AUGGUGCUGCAGUUCCAGUGUGAAGAGAUGGAACAGGACUCUACCAGGCAGCAGCAGCUUAACAGGAAGAGUGAGGACCUGAUAGAACAGUACAGAUGUCAGAUCCAGGAGACUAAGCUCAAACACAGGAAACACCGGAUGAAGUUUGAAAACCAGCUCCAGCAGCUGAUAGAGCAGCAUAAGAACCUGCACUCUGUCUUUAGCCCAGACAGACUGCCUGCUGAAAUAGAGAGCGUUGAAAACGCCAAGUCUCAGCUGCUGAAGGCCGGUAAGAAACUCUGA